AUGUGCCUUUUAUUUGGAUUCACAAAUUAUUUCGAAUUAUAUUUGGCGAUCAAGCUUAUGUUUUAUGUAAUAGAAGUUGCGAAUAGAAAUGUAAAAGGAAUUUGCCUUGUUUUUGAUCAAAGUGAAGAGAGAAAGAGUCGAACUUUUUGUUUUCUGCCUACAUUGUUCAUUGUUGAGGCCUUCACUUUGGUAUUUGGGAUUUCUUCACCAGAGCCCAUCGAUGGAAUUUUUCUUACGUUCAAAGUUGAAGUGUACGGAAGGGCGAUAGAAAUUAUGAUGAGAGAUAGAGACAGCAAGAAAGAAGAAGGAAGCAACUUUAGUUGCAAGACGAAGUAG
Clunio marinus is the source of this 336-nucleotide messenger RNA. The record is from the annotation of a GenBank genome assembly. NCBI's taxonomy places the organism in Eukaryota, Metazoa, Arthropoda, Insecta, Diptera, Chironomidae.